AUGGAUAAGCUCACUGGACAACAAUCUAAUCUCUGGAUAAUCCCGAUUGUUGGUAUGGGCGGCAUUGGUAAGACUACUCUUGCUAGAAAUGUUUAUGCUAAGCCGCUCAUUAUGCAACACUUUGAUAUUCGAGCUUGGGUUACAGUAUCUCAAAACUACAAUGUGGAAGAUAUUCUUAUAGAAAUUCUUCUUUGUAUUAGCAAAGACGAGAGCCUCGAAAGCUUGAGUGCGAAGAGCGAAGGUGAAUUAGGUGAAAGAAUACACAAAACUUUAUGGGGCAGGAGAUAUUUGAUUGUAUUGGAUGAUAUUUGGAGUGCUGAGGCAUGGGAUAAAGUGAAUCUCUUCUUUCCAGAAAAUGGUCAAAGAAGCAGAAUAAUGAUGACCACUAGGCUAUCAGACGUUGCUUCGAUUGGCUCUCACGGUAUUGUGAUGGAUUUUUUAAAUGAGGAAAAGAGUUGGGAUCUACUGUGCAGAUAUGUAUUUGAAGAAGAAGACGAUUGCCCUCCUGAAUUGGAGGAAAUAGGAAAGAAGAUUGCCAAAAAUUGCGAAGGACUUCCUUUGUCAAUAGUUGUGAUUGGAGGACACCUAGCGAAGUCUGAGCGCACAAGAGAACAUUGGGAAUAUAUUUCAGAAAACACAAACACAAUUGUAAAUUCGGAAGACAACGAGCGUUGCUUAAAAGCAUUACAAUUGAGUUAUAACCUUUUGCCGGUACAUCUAAAGCCAUGUUUUCUUUAUAUGGGAGUUUUUCCGGAGGGCAACAUGAUCCGUGUCUCGUGGCUCGUAAAACUAUGGGUUUCUGAAGGAUUUGUGAAACCAAUUAACUGCAAAAGCUUGGAAGUGGUUUCAAGAGAGUACUUGCAGGAGCUCUGUGAUAGAAACCUGAUUUUAGUUCAUAAAAGGGGGUCUAAUGGAAAUAUAAAAUAUUGCAAAAUCCAUGAUCUGUUGAGGGAUUUAUGCUUGAGAGAAGCUGAGAGAGAGAAGUUCCUUUAUGUCAGAAGACCGCAUGAACCUACCAUUCCACGGGUCAUAAAUACCCAACGCCGCAUUGGUAUUCAUCAAAGCAUGUCGGAGAAGGAUUAUCACCCUGAUCCAGUCCUUCGUACAUUGCAAUAUGUGCCUCUUGUUCGUUCUUUGAUUUGCAAUUUUGAAGAACGUUUACCAUUACUUGAUUUUAGAUUGUUGAGGGUGCUGAAAGCUGAUGAUAAAAAGUCAUAUAUCGAUAACAGCAGACAAAAUGAAUAUUCAGUAGAUGUUGUCUUUCGGCUAGUUAACCUGAGGUUCAUUGCUAUCCGAUCUGACAGGCCUAAAAGUACCGGAUUUCCUUCUUCAGUCAAUCUCCUUUGGAAUCUACAAACUUUAAUUGUAAAUUGUAACUGGAGCGUUGUUGCACCAUGUGAAAUUUGGAACAUGACUCAACUUAAGCAUGUUCAUUUCUAUGGACUUGAGCUGCCUGAUCCUCCUAUCGCUGAGAAAGAUGACGAGUUUAUUUUGGGGAACCUACAGACGCUAUCGAUAAUAAGAAAUUUCAAAUGUGGAGAAGAUGUGAUUAAGAGAAUCCCCAAUAUCACUAAAUUACAAAUAUUUUACUUUGAGGAACCUCAGGGAUUUUUAAGUUACUGUCUCGACAAUCUUGGCCAUCUACAUAAACUCGAGUCCUUGCGUUUCUCCAUUUAUUCCGAAAAUAAGCCAUCCCUGAAUGAUAUGGUGCAGAAUUUCAUCCUCCCGAAUUCCCUCAAGAAGUUGACUUUGAUGGGGACCAAUAGGGGUGAACACGGGCGGGUUUGGGCGGGUUUCUACAAAAAAUCAACCCGACCCGCCAUUGGCGGGUUACAAAACUAG
Molecule: messenger RNA, 1842 nt
Organism: Erythranthe guttata (spotted monkey flower)
Lineage: Eukaryota; Viridiplantae; Streptophyta; Magnoliopsida; Lamiales; Phrymaceae
Source: RefSeq, a predicted model, not a curated record